This is a messenger RNA of Cornus florida, 1230 nucleotides long. Its product is annotated as exopolygalacturonase-like. Gene Ontology annotation, molecular function: polygalacturonase activity. The record is from RefSeq and is a predicted model, not a curated record. Gene Ontology annotation, biological process: carbohydrate metabolic process. The coding region runs from base 1 to 1230 and encodes 409 amino acids. NCBI's taxonomy places the organism in Eukaryota, Viridiplantae, Streptophyta, Magnoliopsida, Cornales, Cornaceae. The transcript is spliced from 4 exons.
AUGCAAAUCCGAAGAUCAAAGAAAAACCUAAUGGCUUCUUUGUUAACUUAUGCCACUGUCUGCUUGCUACUGUUCAUUGUGGUAGGCUCAACUCAUGCGCACCUUGGUCUACCACCCAAGGUUUUUGAUGUGACCACCUAUGGUGCUGUGGCAGAUGGAAAAACUGACAAUGCUAAGGCAUUUUUGACAGCUUGGACGGAUGCAUGUCAAUGGAAGGGAAGGAGUAGGGUUUUGAUCCCAUCAAAAGGGACGUACGUGUUGAGUUCUAUGACUUUUAAGGGUCCAUGCAAGGGUCCGAUAUCAGUGUUGAUCAAAGGGGUGCUUAAGGCUCCAUCUGAUCCAUCCUAUGGUGACCAUUGGAUCACCUUUCAGUACAUUGAUCGAUUGGUGGUCAAAGGUGGUGGUACUUUAGAUGCACAAGGAACGUAUGCUUGGUCUCACAAUGAUUGCUCCAAGAAUUCGCAGUGCAAGGCUCUUCCUGUUUCAAUGGCGUUUGAUUAUAUCAGCAAUUCAAGGGUACAAUAUUUGAAAUCAAUCGACAGCAAAAGCGUCCAUUUCGAUCUUUUUGAAUGUAGUUACAUGAACAUCAGUAACAUUAGGUUAACAGCCCCGGAUGAGAGCCCCAACACCGACGGUAUCCGAAUUGGAAACUCAAACAACAUCAAGAUCUCCAAUAGUGUCAUAGGCACCGGUGACGACUGCAUUGCCAUGAUCUCAGGCAGCAAAGAUAUCGACGUCUCCGGCGUUACCUGUGGCCCCGGUCAUGGUAUUAGCAUUGGGAGCCUCGGGAAGUUUCAGACUGACAAUAAAGUCAGCGGAAUUACAGUAAGAAAUGUCACUUUUACCGGUACCCAAAAUGGCGUGAGGAUCAAAACAUGGGCACCCUCUAAUCAAGGCUUUGCGGAGGAUUUUACUUUCGAAAAUUUGGUGAUGAAUAAUGUCUACAAUCCAAUCAUCAUUGAUCAGCACUACUGUCCACGGGCUAAUUGUGAUACCAAGGCUCAUUCUUCGGUUCAAAUCCACAAUGUGAUGUUCAACAACAUCCGGGGUGUUUCGAGUUCUAAAGUUGCAGUUGCUCUCAAUUGUAGCAGCUCUCAUCCUUGUGAGGGCAUAAAGCUUGUGGACAUCAACUUGACCUACAAUGGCCGCGAAGGCGCACCGUCCAUGGCACUGUGUUCGAAUGUUCACGGUGAAUCCUCAGGCGAACAGAAUCCUCCCAGUUGUAUAUAG